AUGGAACUUCGCUGCUCAUCGGGGAGUGCGAUCGAACGCUGGCGAGCACUGGCCGGGCCGUCAAAGAUGUUGCGCACACUGCAGCCCCAGAAUCGUGAUUGUUUGCGAGCUCGUUACGCACUUUCCGACACACGCAAUUUGGUACAUGGUGCCGAUUCGGAGCAAACUGCCAUCUACGAAUUGAGUUUAUUUGCACCAUAUCCAAAACUUUGUCUGAAGAAUGUAAUACCGGAAAUUGUUUGUUGA
Molecule: messenger RNA, 246 nt
Organism: Gongylonema pulchrum
Lineage: Eukaryota; Metazoa; Nematoda; Chromadorea; Rhabditida; Gongylonematidae
Source: the annotation of a GenBank genome assembly